AUGGAUCAGAAAGCUGGUCUUCUUCGACGUGGCACGGGCGCCUAUGCCUCAUCAAACGUGUCGUCCGUCUCUGGAUAUUCUGCCCAAUCCAUGCCCGUAGCUCGCUCUGGGAAUUUGCAGGCUCGCAGUGCUCGUGCAGCUGCUCUGGCCAAUGCCGACAACGUGUCGGUGUCUUCCUACGCAUCGAACUCGUCCAACACAUCCGCACGUCGCGGUGGUAAUCGCUCUCCGCGUGGUACGGCGUUGCGUACCUUGAACAAACGAUACAGCUACAUGCCGCAGAAGUACGCAGCAAACACAACGGGAGCUACGGAGUCUGGAUCUACUUCAUUGUCAUCACGUGGAGCUGUGAUGUCCCGUGCGCGGAUCUCGCGUGACUCGUUCAUUACUAAGAGCGAGAGUCCAGGUGUCGGUUACUACGACGUGCAGGUCAAGGAUCGUGUUAAAGGAGGCGAAAUCGGCGACUCGGACCGCUCGUUACCGUGGUCUCGAACCUAA
Phytophthora infestans T30-4 is the source of this 498-nucleotide messenger RNA. RefSeq lists its product as uncharacterized. The record is from RefSeq and is a predicted model, not a curated record. Bases 1 to 498 code for a protein of 165 amino acids. NCBI's taxonomy places the organism in Eukaryota, Oomycota, Peronosporomycetes, Peronosporales, Peronosporaceae. The transcript has a single exon.